Toxotes jaculatrix (banded archerfish) is the source of this 2249-nucleotide messenger RNA. RefSeq names its product coenzyme Q-binding protein COQ10 homolog, mitochondrial. The transcript is spliced from 5 exons. Gene Ontology annotation, molecular function: ubiquinone binding. Lineage: Eukaryota; Metazoa; Chordata; Actinopteri; Toxotidae. The coding region runs from base 1 to 831 and encodes 276 amino acids. Gene Ontology annotation, biological process: ubiquinone biosynthetic process; cellular respiration. The record is from RefSeq and is a predicted model, not a curated record. Gene Ontology annotation, cellular component: mitochondrion.
AUGUGGAGCGAUCAGUCGGAACAAAGCUGGGUUGUUGUCGCUGCUGCUGCUGCUGCUGCUGCUGUGGUAAAGGAUACCGUCGUCUCUCCCAAAGACCCUGUAAUAGUUUUUAGAAUAAACCUCACGAUGACCAACAAAACGACACCUCUCCUCCUCAAGGCGCUGCUGGAAAUGUCUGAAGCCCACUCUUCAAAAAUUAUGCGAGGAAACUCUAAAAGAGCCGAUUUCAGACACCUGAGCUCCUGUGGGGCCCUGGCAGUGAGGAGGACCAGCCUGCCCCUCUACCCCUCCACCUCCAUCAGCAUACCCAGCCGCAGCUUUAUCAACCUGGCUGUCCCUAUCAGCACCCGCAGGAUGGAGUACACCGAGUGCAGGACAUUAGGGUAUACUCCAGAGCAGAUGUACAAUGUGGUGGCCAGUGUGGACCAGUACCAGCACUUUGUUCCUUGGUGCAAGAAGUCUCGGGUCAUGAAGGGACGAAAUGGUGACGUCCGGGCAGAGCUUGAAAUAGGUUUUCCCCCGAUCGUGGAGCGCUACACCUCUGAGGUCACGGUCGUCCCAAAUCACCAAGUCAGAGCUGUGUGCACUGAUGGAUCCCUCUUCAGCCACCUUGAAACAAUAUGGAGGUUUGCCCCUGGAGCCAAAGACCUACCAGACUCCUGCAAAGUGGAUUUUUAUGUGUCAUUUGAGUUCAAGUCUCUUCUGCACUCUCAGCUGGCGAGUGUGUUCUUUGACGAAGUGGUUAAGCAGAUGGUCAGUGCCUUUGAAUCACGGGCCGCAGCACUUUACAGGACCCAGCAGGAUGUGUUUUUGAGGAGGCGGUCGACAUGAGGUGACCCCUCUGACCUCCCCUCAGUCCACUUGGACCUUUAACCAAACCCCGCCAGCCUGCCGCUCUUACCUGCUAUCAACUUCUCUCACACAGGAGACUGGAUCUUCUUUUUGCACUCACUCAUAUCUUAUUCAUAUCUUAUUUUUGAGUUGAGUUGACAUGCACAGGAAAUACACUUAAAACUUAUUUAUUUAUAAACCACAAGCUAAUGUAUUUACUUUCUUGUACAUACAUAUUUAUUUUACAGAUAGGAAUAAAUGCAUUGUUUAAAAUUAUGAUUUUGAACACAAAUGUUUUCUUUGUAAAACUGUGGGAUAAUGUACGGCCAAGAGUCUGCUCAGUGCUGAAACAUCUAAAAGGGUUAAGAGCUUUUUCUUGUCCAGCAUUUUUUCUGUCAGUGGAAUUAAAAAGCUCUUGUAAUCAGGUACACUUAUGUCCAAGCAUCAUUUAUGGCAUAUUUUUAAUGCACUUUUUUUAUGCAAACAGCAUAAAUGCCCUUUUUCUUAUUUGCUAUGGACCCCAACAAUUGGGCAAGACAAGACUCAAGCGAAUAUUUCCAUUGUUGUGGAUUUUGUCUGAAACUGAUUCUUCCUUGUUGUGUGGAGAAAAGUAUGUUCCUCCAUGAACAGAAGUGUAAACACAGUACCAAUGACUUGAGGCUGCAGAAUGUACUUUCCUCCCAACCAGGGCCUUGUUUCAGAAAGCAGGUUCAACAAACUCUUACUCUAACCUUGAACUCUGAAUUGACUAAACUUGAAAUGGGGAAACACUGGUGGGUUUUUUUUUUUUUUUUUUUUGGUGCCAGCACAGCUGAUCAGAGUUAGCUCAGCCAACUCUGAGUAUGUUCACUCUGAGUUAAGUGCCUGUCUAGUGAAUGAAAAAGAUGCCACCAAUGCAGCAGUGAGUUAAUACUACUUCAUUUUAUUCAGUGCUAGAAUCUGACGGCAUGUUGCGUUUUAAUUUUUAAAUAUAUUUAUUCAUUUGUAACCUGAUGGGGACAAAGCCUGGCGGCAGCAGAUGAAGUUAGACAGAUAAGACAUCCAUUUGUAGACCUAUUAUUGUAACCCCAUAGCCUGAUUGACUUUUGUGAUUUGCAGUUGAAGACACUUCUAGGUUAAAAGUGUAUUUAAAUAAUUAAUUAAAUAUAUAUGAUAUGAUAACUAUGAUAGGAAUGCUCCAUAAGUGCGACCAAUAAUUAUGUGAGAAAUAGGCAGGCCUAUUCUUUGAUCAGUAUCUUGUGUGAACUGAUCUGACUUGUCUUUGUUAAGCUUUGCUGUUGUUCUGCUGUAUGUCUUCUGUAUUAGUGUGUAAGUUUAUCGAGAAAGAAAAAACUGUCAGAUUCCUUGCUUGUGUUCGCAUGCUUGGGCAAUAAAGCUGCUUCUGAUAGAAAAUAAAGUUGUAGCCAUGACAGUAGACA